CGCGGAAAUAAGCGCCGAGCGCCGCCCCUCCGCAGCCAUGGCGGCGCGAAUGAAGCCGUGCGUGGUGCGGCGGGGCGACGGGCGCGAGCAGCACGGGCUGGCCGCCUCCUGCCUGCGGGAGCUGCGCGACAAGGCUGGCCGCGCUCUGGAUAUCGGCGAGGACGGGCGGCCCAUCACCUUGGUGCUGGCGGAGGAUGGCACCAUCGUGGACGACGAGGACUACUUCCUGUGCCUGCCAUCCAACACCAAGUUCGUGGCGCUGGCCAAGGGCGAGAGGUGGUCCGGGAAGAGCGCAGAAUGCAGAUCGACCUGGCUCUCAGAGCCUGCGGACGAAGUGGACAGCGGUGCAGAGAGGUGGAGGCAGCUGGCCCGGCAGCUGAAGGGUGACCUGUCCAACAUCAUCCUGAUGUCUGAAGAAGACCUGCAGGUGCUUAUUGAUGUACCAUGUUCGGAUCUGGCAGAGGAACUUGCCCAAAGUCAAGCCAAAACCCAGGUAUUGCAGGACACCCUGCAGCAGGUGCUGGACAGACGAGAAGAGGAACGCCAGUCAAAGCAGCUCCUGGAACUCUACUUAGAGGCCUUGAAAAAUGAAGACAACAUCUUGAGCAAAGUAGCAGAGUCUGAGAGUGCACCAGGAAAGGAGAUGGAUGUGGUUGACACAGGUUCCAGCAGUGCAGGGUCUUCAGCCAGAACAGCCCUCAGUGAUCAGAUCUUUGCUGUUUUAAAAGAGAAACCUGCCCCAGAGCUCUGCUUGGACAGUCAGACUCUAGAGCUGGUGGUGAAAGAAGACACACAAACCCUGGCUGCAGCUUUAGGCUGGGACAAGCAGAAAGCUGAAGCUGUACAACAAGCCUGUGAUCAGGAGCUCUGCAAGCGUCUACAGCAAGUGCAGACUUUGCACUCCCUGAGGAGCGCAUCAAGGGGCAAGAAAGCACUGCCUUGUGGAGAUGGGCUCAGUUCAAAACGCAGAAAAUAACACUGUAGUUCUGCCUCAUGUGAGGGAAAUGCAAGUAGUUGUCGGUUGCAUUUUUUUAAUUUUUUUUUUUUUAAUUAGAACCAACAGAAAUAAGGUAUGUCCUGGGAGCCAUGGUUUGCUGGUCAUACUGUGGUCUGGCUGCAGAAAACUCAAAUUUGGAUGUUGUCCUGAGGCAUAAAUACUUGUGAUGAUUCAAAUCAUGUGUAACCAAAGGGAUUUGGAUUUUUUGCAGAGUAGUAAAACAAUGGUAUUGCUAAACACAGCAUGUAAGAGUUGAGCUUUGAAUAGCUCGUUGGGGUGGGAGCCAGAAAAUUCCAUCUGAUAAUGCUGAUCUAGCUCUGAAGCCUCAGGCAGUCUGCUCACCUUCCCACAAUUUUCAGCAGAAAGGAUGAAAAUUAUUUACAUCAUUAAUGAACAGAAAGCAGGCAUUUUGAUUAUUGCUCACUGAACACAGAACAUUUGGGGUUUUUUGGGGGUUGGGUUUUUUGGGUUUUUUUGAGGGAUUUAUUGUGAUACUAGCAUUGGGCAGUUUUUCCAGCUGCUUCCUUUAAUCUCUAGCCUGGCAUCCAGGCACUUGGAAUUCUCAUGCUAAUCUUACCUGUUAAAGUAAAAUCAAAACCUCUUCUGUGUUUUUGUUGUGGUUAUGGGGAUUUUUUUGUUUGUUUAUUUUUCAUGUAAAAAAACUCCUGCAUCUUUCAGUGUAGUGCAAGCACUAAUUUGUAGAACAGCUAAAAUGGAAAUGCUUGUUUUGAAUGGCUGUAGGGCAGAAGACUUGUAUUUGGCUGGUCUGUAUUCUAACCAUUGGUAUAUCAUCAUGACAGCUCUGCAUUAACCUGCUUGUUUUUAAAUUGAAUGAAUUCUCAUGUCUUUAAAACUUUUUUGUACUAAAAUGUUGGAUUACUUUUGAUGUGGCUGCUAUGAUUAAAGAAUGUGCCAGUAAGUAUAGUA
Tympanuchus pallidicinctus (lesser prairie-chicken) is the source of this 1924-nucleotide messenger RNA. It is a transcript of the gene DFFA, whose product is annotated as DNA fragmentation factor subunit alpha. Gene Ontology annotation, biological process: apoptotic process; regulation of apoptotic process. Lineage: Eukaryota; Metazoa; Chordata; Aves; Galliformes; Phasianidae. Bases 38 to 976 code for a protein of 312 amino acids. The record is from RefSeq and is a predicted model, not a curated record. The transcript has 6 exons.